ACUAAGAGGACGCAGCGGCUCCAUGUGUGUUGAGGCGCAUUAUUUGGCAACAGACGCGGCAGCGGGGAGGGCCGAAAAAAAGAGGAUAUCCCCUGGAUUUCUAAAAAGCAACGAUUUAUCGAGGUUAACUGCAGAUUAAAGAUUCCUUGGUCGACCAUCGGCGAAGAACGGGCAACAAAGCGACCGAGGGAUGUCUGAGGAGGCUGUCCGCCAGACGCGCAGCCAAAAGAGAGCGCUGGAGAGGGAUGCUGCUCCACAGUCUAUAGAACCAUCCAAUGCUGACAAUGAAAGCAAAAAGCCUAAAUUGGACCUGUCUGAACCCCUAACACAGGCACAAACUGAACCUACACCCGACCCUGUACUGACAGAGGACGGCGAGAGCCGGUCUAAGGAUGGAUCAGAGCACGAAAAAGGUGAGGAGGAAGAGCAGAGCCGGUUGCCGUCAUCUUUAGCGCUACCUUUGGCCUCUCACCCGGUGAAGGAAGAUCGGGAGUGGACCCAGAAACAACAGACGGUGGAGCCUGGCUCAGACAAUCGGACUGACUGCAAUGACAGAGCCAGCAAGGUGAGGACAGAGCCAGCUUUAGAUACAAGGAGCCGGGUCCGACCGACGGAGCCAAAGGUGUCCAGUGGCAUGCUGGCUGCGGGUGAGGUGAAGGCCACCAUUAAAGUGGAAGUUCAGACGGGGGAGCAGCCUGUGGACAUGAGCACCUCCAGAGGCAGUAUUAAAAGGGAGAAGCGCCCUCCGUCCCCUGAAGAUGACGAUGUCAUCAUCUUGUCCGACAAUGACUCCCCCAGUCCACCGAUGAAUGGCUUGAGUCACUUUAAGGAUCUGGACACAGACCUGCUCAUGAAGAGGAGCCCAGCGGAGAGGGAGCGUAUCAUUAAGCAGCUGAAGGAGGAGCUGAGACUGGAGGAGGCCAAGCUGGUGCUGCUGAAGAAACUUCGACAGAGCCAGAUCCAGAGGGACACUCUCCAGAAGCCCUCAAGUCUGUCCGGCUCCUCUGCUCCUCCUCCUCUAAUCCGAGGAACAAUUACAAGCAGUAAAGGCUCUCAGCAGAUUUUGACGGGAAGGAGUUCAGGCACGGUCAUCCCUCCACCGCUGGUGAGAGGAGGGCAGCAUGUGUCGUCCAAACAUGGCUCCCAGAUCAUAAUGCCUCCUCUGGUCAGAGGGGCACAGCCCAUCUCUGUAUCUCCACAGCAGAUCCAGGCUCUCCGCCAGCAGCAGCAGCAGCAGCAGCAGCAGUUGGCUGCCUCUGGAGGCUCAGGACCCCCGCCGCUGCUGUUGGGCCCCAGGACCUCAGCCCCUGCAGGUCAGGGCCAGAGAGGCAUGGUCCAGCCAGGCCUCAUCAGAAUUGGCAGUAGUGCUACCACGCUGGCCUCGCCAUCCAGUUUGAAGGGCUCUUCCUCAGGCAGCGGCUUGUCUGUGGUUAGCAUGAACGACUCUCCAGCCAGCCGCCAAGCUGCAGCUAAACUCGCCCUGCGGAAACAACUGGAGAAGACCCUCCUGGAGAUUCCUCCACCCAAGCCCCCAGCUCCGGAGUUUAACUUCCUGCCCUCUGCAGCCAAUAAUGAAUUCAUCUACCUGGUGGGACUGGAAGAAGUGGUACAGAAUCUGCUGGAUAGCAUCCACAGAGGAAAGACAGGUGUAGCACUGUCCAAGACCACUGUCAGCGAACCCUUCAUGUGCACCCAAUGCAACACUGACUUCACCUGCCGCUGGAGGCAGGACAAGACAAAGGGCGGAGCAGUCCUCUGUGAACACUGCAUGUCAUCCAAUCAGAAAAAGGCUUUGAAAGCUGAGCACACCAAUAGGCUCAAAGGCGCGUUUGUCAAAGCACUGCAAGAAGAGCAGGAAAUAGAGCAGCGUAUUUUUCAGCAGACGUCCUCACCGGUCUCCCACAGUAGCUCCUCAUCCUCGUCGUUGAAAGCAGAGCAGCUGGUGUCUCAGCAGCUGAAGCAGGCCCACGCCAGAGCGUCCUCCCUCCAGCACCACCACCAGGCCAGCCGAGGAGCCAACAUUCUUCACCAUCACUCCAUCAAGCAGAGCUCCCAGGGUCAGCUGUCCCAUGGUGUCUCAUCAUUGGGGUUAAGGGGCGUCCCCCAUUCCUUCUCCUCCUCCUCCCAGCUGCAGAGUGCGGUGGCGGCCGCAGCUUUGGUCAGCCGGCCAGGUAAGCACGCCCAUGUUUCCCACCGCUCUGUCCAGAGUUCAAAGGUGAGCAGCAGUGGAAUCGUCGGCGGCAGGAAUAUCAGCGGAGGUAGUGCCUCAUCCACUGCAUGGAAGAAGCAGAGCAACAGCAACACAGGAGUCACCAUGGCCUACGUGAACCCCAGCCUGACGGGUCACAAGACGUCAGCCACCGUCGACGCUCGUCAGAGGGAGUACCUGCUGGACAUGAUCCCCUCUCGCUCAUCGAUCUCGCAGACGGCAAACCCAUGGAAAUAAUUCAAACUGUACUCUACUAUUCAUUGUUAGUUUUUAAGUUUCCUCAGCUCCAAUAAUAUGGCCAACAGCAACCCCCGGAGGACUGUCAAGCAAAUGCAAUCUCCUAAAGUGAAGAAAUGAUCCUUCCUUACCUUUUGUAUGAUUGUUGUUUUAGUUUUUUUAUUUUCUGUUCUUUGGUAAUUGUGCAGAAACCAUUUUGAUUUGAAUACUUGAAGGGCUUCCCCCUGGGUACUUCUGUCCUCCAGACUGGGUGGUUAAAUGAUGGUGUGAUAAUGUGUCUGCAUUGAGUGCUCUGAUAAAAAAUGAGUACUCAGUUCUGGGCUUAUAUGCUCUUUCUGCCAUAAUGUGGGUCAGUCUGAUCCAACCUUUUUGACACUUGAAUGGUUGUAGUCAUACCCAAGAGUUCACAUUCAACAAAAUACACAUUUAUCUUAAGCAAAAGCAAAAUAAUUAAGUUGUACAAAUUUUCACUCUAUCACCCCUGUUGUUUAAGGUUUGAAUUUAUUUUGUAUUUACAGUAAGUUAUUUCGUUUUUUUGACUGUUGUUAAAAAUCACUCAGUAUAUUGUGGUUUCCACAAAUGAAGAGUUUAUUCUAGCUUUGUUGUUUUUUCCCCUGUUUAACGGCAUGCCUUCCCUUAACCCUUCUGUUCAUUUUGCACCUUAGCUGAAGAAGCAUGGUGUCGUUGCUUAAUUCAUCUGUAAUUACCAUCUGUAAUUUGCUUAUUUUAUAUUAAUGUCAACAUUGUAAGAUUUUUUUUGAGUGUUAUGUCAUCGCUUAGAAAAUGCAAACUCUGAAGGAGCUGAAUUUGCCACACUGGAGCCAGAGUUCCUCUCUGAUUUGUUCAACAAUAAUCUCUGCAAUAUGCAGCAUAUACUUAGCCCUGGAUAAAUUCUUGAAGGGAAUAUCUCCCAGCUACCGAGACCCUGGAAUACACAAGACCAUCACCAUACCCCUCACCAUAUUGCAUAAUUUCUCUGCUUCCUGAUCUUAACUGCAUUGUACAAACUUAUCAUCAAAUUUAUUUGGUUUACUUUUUUCCUAGCUCCUAAAGAAAUAAUAAAAAAAAUAUACAUUUUAAA
Molecule: messenger RNA, 3527 nt
Organism: Morone saxatilis (striped sea-bass)
Lineage: Eukaryota; Metazoa; Chordata; Actinopteri; Moronidae
Product: transcriptional repressor p66 alpha-like
Exons: 11
Coding region: 191-2446 (751 amino acids)
Biological process (GO): negative regulation of transcription by RNA polymerase II
Cellular component (GO): NuRD complex
Source: RefSeq, a predicted model, not a curated record